CUGGCUGAAGCCCGAGGAGGGGAUCACUGUGCACUUCCAUGCCAUCAUCUCCAAGCAUGUCACCUUCGACCCCGAGCUCCACACGGUGUUCAUCAAGGGAGGAGAAGAGCUCGGACGGCCUGAGUGGAGUUACGCUUGCAAGAUGUACUAUGUUGAGGACUUACAUGAGCACGGGUCCCUCAUUGAAGGCAGCAUUGUCAUUCCCAGGCAGAGCCUGGAUAGAGCCAUCCCUUACAAGUAUGUCCUUCAGCAUUGCCAAGAUUCCAACUGCACCGUGGAGUAUGAGUACAUCUAUGAGCAGCCGCAGAAGGCGGGCGAGCAUGUGAACCGCUGCCUGUAUGUCAAGUCCUCCCUCCUGCGCUCCGGAGACUGGCAUCAAUAUGAUGACAUAAUUUGCACAAAGCCUCCUGGGACAUUCCAGAAAUUUCAGAACUUCUUCACUAAUAAUAUGAAGAAGGAGCUGGUGAAGGGGAAGAAGAUAGCAGCCGAGAUCAUGCUGGGCCGCAUCUUCAGCAACCUUCAGACCUGGAACCUCGUCAACCUGCAGAAAUUCUUCACCUACUUCCGGCAGUUUUAUUCUGUUGUCCAAGUGCCUAUGAUUUACGAAGGGAAAGCACAGCCCUGGCACAGCCUGGGCCUCGAAGAGGAAGAGGUGAGAAAACACCUAUGGGAGUGUUUGAAAAAGCAGAUUAAACCGGUUCUGGAAGGAAGAAGUGGGGAUGCCCUGCCUGAAGGCUGGCCUGUGAGGAGCAGAAUGAGGAUGGGCCUGGUCCUCCUUUUCCUGGUGGAAGAUACCAAACUCUGCUUAUCAGAGGGUGACCUGACCUCACUGUGCUCCAUCCUCUGCCCCAGCACCUGCUCUCCAGAUGUCCUACACAGUGAACUCCACCACAUCCUGGGCACAUCUGAGAGAUGGCAAGAGUACUUGGUCAACCUGUGCCAAAGGUGCAUAGACGCAAGAGUCGUCGACUGGCUGGGCAUCCUCCCUGUCCUGCACUACUGUAUGCAGCUGGUUCCUCCAAGAAAGGACUUUGUGAGCCAGCCUGAGGACAUCUGGGCUGCCCUUAAGGGAAUCUCCUUCUCUCAGUUUCAGGAAAAAUGGCUAAAUGAGAACCAGUUUCUUAACUUCAUGGAGAGGAAGAAGCAGUUGCUGAGUAUGGAUGAGUAUCUCUUUCGAUCCUGGUUCAGUUUGCUGCCUCUGGGAAGCCUGGUUCCCUAUAUGGAAAACUCCAACGAAUACUUGAGUCUCAUGCCUGCUCGGGUCCUGGACUGUUUCCUAGGGACUCACUACAGGCUGCAAUGGCUUCAGAAGAUCUCAAAGAUCUCAGAAGAUCUCUUGGAGCAUGUUGAGAAUGUUUUCAAAAUGCUGAUGCACCUCAUGGACAUCUAUCAGGAUGUGAUUCUUGAGAAAACUUCGUUUGAGUCCUACUUGACUGUGUGCCUGAAGCUCCAUGAAGCUGUCUGCAGGAUCACCAAACACCUGAGGUUUUACGAGAUCCCCGCCUUGUCUGCUGAGAUCAUUUGCAGAGUCAUUGGACUUAGACCUCUGGAGGAUGUGACAGAGGACUCGGGAGCCGCAGCCAGGAAGGGCUCACUGGAAGACAUCUUCCAGAGUGUCCUGGCCACCAUGAGAUCCUGGCUGCGCACAGUGUUAGCAAAGAGCAUGCUCCGGAAGGGUUCAACUGAACUGUUUACAUACCCCGAGGAGAUCCAGGUCUGGCGGCGGCUGGUGGAAAUAAACUUUUCUGCGGAACGUGGCUGGAAGGAGUCACUGCUGGGGGACAUGGAAGGGAGGCUCAAGCAGGAGAGGCCCCUUUCCCAGAUCUCUGCCUUCUGCAGCCCUCAGUGGGACGCCGCUGGCCUCAAGGACAGUGUGGCCAAGAGCUUUGAGAAGUGUGUCAUCAAAGCUGUGAGCUCUGCCUGCCAGUCUCAGACUAGUGUCCUGGAGGGAGUCUCUUGUCAUGAUUUGCAGAAAUUUGGCAGCCUCAUGUCUGCUAUGAUCACCAAGUCCUGGCCCAGGAACAACAGAGUGGCCAUGGAAGGCCUGGAUGAGAUUCUUGAACAUCUGCUCACGGGGCCAGAUGUGAAGCAGCUCUUCAAGUUGUACAGAACGGAGGAGAAGCUGUUAGCCAACAUCACAGAGGACGCCAAGAGGUUGAUGGCUGCCGCCAGCUCUGUCUUCAUGAAGGUUACUGGUGACAUCCUGGAUGGGCCCAUAUUGUUCAGACGUUUGGAGCUGAUCCUGAAGCACAAAAGUCAGUUUCUGGACCUGUGGCAGUUAGAGACAGAAAGUUCUUCAUUCCAAGAGAAAAAUUGUGACAUGGAAGAGACACUGAACUGGAGGAUGGAUGAAGUCGUGUUUCUGAAGAGAGAGAAGAGACAGGUGGACAGCCUCCUGAGGCUGUGUGGGAAAGUGAAGCACCUCGUCCAAGUGGACUUUGGAGAGAUUGAAGCAAGACACUCAGAAGAUCUGAACCACAAAAGACUGAAUGAAGCCAUGAGGGUGAGCCAGCCGGCAUCCUCAGCCUGCAAGCAGAUGACGCACUACAACCUAGACUGUGAGGUCCAGGAAAUGGCUGCAAGGAUAGACUCGCUGAUGGACAGCCACAUCUUCCAGAUCUUCUGGGAAGAAGCUGCAGAGUCAUUAAGCUAUCCCCAAGGAGAAUCUGAAAGACGAACCCUUGUGCUUAUAGAGGCCUAUGAGUACUUGUACUCGCCUUGUUACCAAAAGUUCAUGAAAUUGUAUCAGGAUCUGAAGUCAGGAGAGGUCACCAUUGGAGAAAUCAAUGUCAUCUUCAAGGACUUUGUAGAUAAAUACAAUGACCUGACUUUCGACCUCCAGAUCAUGUGUAAAGUAGACCCCCAGGCCCAGAGGGGCUGGAUCUCAGAGCGUGUUGAACAGAUCAAGGAGUACCAUAGCCUGCACCAGGCAAUCAGCUCGGCCAAGGUCAUCUUGCAAGUCAAAAACAAUUUUGGAUUGACCGGUGACUUCAGUGUUAUUUACACUUUAAUAAACUUUAUUGAUGACUUCGAGGCCACCCUCCUUGAGACACUGGACCAGAUCAGCCCACAGCAUAUCUGGGCUAAGAAGCUGCUGCAGGACAUCAGCGAGCCCUGCUGCCAGUGUCUGGAGGAGCUGGCCCUGCAGAAGGAGCUGGUCAGCUGGCUGCACGAGGCCCUGGGAGGCAUCACCGAGCUCCAGGUGUUUGUGGACCUGGCCUCCAUCUCAGCUGGAGAGAGUGACAUUGACGUGGACCGGGUGGCCUGCUUCCAUGAUGCUGUGCAGGGCUAUGCGUCCCUGCUGUAUAAGCUGGACCAGAAGGCAGGCUUCAGCGAGUUCAUGGAACAGUUGAGAGAACUCUGGAAGGCUCUGCAAAAUGACCCCCAUCUGCCCCGUAAAUUGCGAGAUUCUGCCAGGAACUUGGAGUGGCUGAAGACAGUGAAGGAAAGCCACGGAUCCAUUGAGCUCUCGUCCCUGUCCCUGGCCACAGCAAUCAACAGCAGAGGCAUCUAUGAGAUCAGGGCAUCCACAGGUGACCAGAAGAUCUCCCCAGAUGCCAUCCUGAGCCUGAUCCUCCCUGGGGGUCACAGUGACCUGGAGCCAGAUCGCUCUUACACUUUGGAAGAGCUGAGGGAUCUUUUAAACAAGCUGAUGCUGAUGUCUGGCAAGAAAGACCACAAGAGUAUGGAAGUGGAGAGGUUUUCUGAGUUAUUCUGCCAUGUGCAGCGGCUCAUGCAAGCCUUCCUGAACCUGUACUCUGCAGGAAACAUGCUGUUCCGGACCUGGACUGCCAAGGUCUACUGCUGCCCCGGGAAUGGCAUCUCCAUCUGCAUGGACUUCCACUUGGAGUUGGUAAGCCAGCUGGCAGAGAGUGGGGACGUCACCCAGCUCCUGGAAGCCCUCUGCAGGCAGAUGGAGCACUUCCUGGAUGACUGGAAGGAGCUGGUGAGCAGAAAACGCAGGGAGCACUUUUACCUCAACUUCUACACGGCCGAGCAGCUGGUCCUCCUGAGCACCGAGCUCAGGAAGCAGAGUCCCAGCAAAGCUGCCCUCAUGAUACUGUCCUUCAUCAAAGACAACUGCACCCCAGCUGACGUCUUAAGGGCCACCGAGGGGUUCAAUGAGGCCCCCAGACACCACGUGAGGACAAUGAUGGAAAAAUUACCUCCAUUGCAAUCUGCUGAGAUCAGCCUGGUGACCAAGCUGAGGGCCAUCAUGGAACAGUCCCUGGAGAGCAUGAGUGUCUUUCUGCCUGGCUGCCUGGACCUGGAGGCCCUGGGCCAUUGUCUGGCUUGCCUGGCCAGGAUGGGCAGGCCUCCUGUGGAACGGUCACUCCCCUUGGGCCUGCAGGCUGGCCAGCCCAACCUGGUCUUAUGUGGCCACUCUGAGGUGUUGUUGGCUACCUUGGCCAUCUACAUGCAGGCCCCAGGCCAGCCCCUGCCCACCUUCGAUGAGGUGCUACUCUGUACCCCGGGGACCACAUUUGAGGAGGUGGCCCUGUUCCUGCAUCGCUGCCUGGCCCCGGUUUCCCAGGGGCACAAGGUCUACAGCCUGCUGUUCGCAGAUCAGCUGAGCUAUGAGGUGGCCUGCCAGGCAGAGGCCCUCUUCCGCAGCCUGUGCACACAGUGUCCCCGGGAGGACUACCAGCUGGUGCUGGUCUGUGAUGCGGCAUGGGAAUGCUGCUACCUGCCCUCAGCCUUCAGCCAGCACAAAGUCCACCUCAUCCCCCAGGCACCCCUCCAUGCCAUCCAGGACUACCUGGCACAUCACUACCAGGUCCCAGCACAGACCCUGUCCGCAGCAGCUGUGUUCAGAGACCAGAUGUGUGUGGGGAUCGUGGCCUCGGAGAGAGCCGGAGUUGGGAAAUCUCUCUAUGUGAAGAGAUUGCAUGAAAAACUGAAAAAGAAGUUAAACAGUGAAAAGGUCCCUUUAAAGAUUGUUCGGUUGACUGACACUCGGGUGGAUGAGGGCCAUGUCCUGGGCUCCCUCCUGUCUUUCUGGGAUUCUCAGUAUGGGAAAAAGCCCAUGAUAUUCCACUUUGAUGUGACUGCUUCGGUACAGUCUGGAACUUGGGUCUUUCUUUUCAAACUCCUCAUUUUACAAUACCUAAUGGAUACAAGUGGGAAAAUGUGGCUUCGGAAUCCGUGCCAUUUAUAUAUCAUUGAAAUUACAGAAAGAAAUUUAGUGCAGUCAAGGAGGUCUUCAAAGCAGAAUCCACAUGUCCCCCAGUUCAGUUUUCUUGAUAUCUUCCCCAAAGUCACCUGCAGACCUCCCAGUGAAGUGAUAGCCAUGGAGCUGAGCCCUGAGAGGAGCAUCAUAGAGCCUGGAAUGGAUGAGAGAGAGUUCCAAAGUGCCACUUUCCAAAGACCUUACCAAUAUUUAAAACGAUUCCAUCAAAAAGAAAACCUAGACACAUUUCACUAUCAAUAAGGCUCUGUUGAAGGUACCCCAGGGGAAUGCAUCCAGCACCUACUCAUAUACUGCGGGGUCAUCAACCCCUCCUGGUCAGAACUCUGGAAUUUUGCUCGGUUCCUCAACUGUCAGCUCAAGGACUGUGAGGCUUCUCCAUUCUGCAAUCCAGGAUGUACUGAAAAUGCACUACGGGGCUUCAAGAACUUUGUGGUCACCUUCAUGAUCUUCAUGGCAAGAGACUUUGCCACACCAACACUUCAUACCUCUGACCAGAGCCCUGGGAAGCACACGGUCACCACAGAUGGUGAAGAUGAAGAAGAGGUCGCCCCCUUCACUCUCCGGAGGAGGUGGGAGUCAGAGCCUCACCCAUAUGUGUUCUUCAAUGGUGACCACGAGACCAUGACAUUCAUAGGCUUCCAUCUCCAGCCCAAUGAGAAUGGCAGCGUUGAUGCCAUCAACCAUCUCAAUGGGAAGAUAAUCAAGAAAUAUGUCAUGACAGAAGAACUGUACAUAAGGCUGUUGCUUCAAGGUGUGCCCUUCAAUGUUGACUUUGAUAACCUGCCCAGACACGAGAAAAUCUUGAGACUCUGCCAGCCAUUAGGAAUUUCUUGGGCCCUGGACCCUGAUGAAACAUAUGAGCUUACAACAGACAACAUGCUCAAGAUUCUGGCCAUUGAGAUGCGGUUCCGCUGUGGGAUCCCAGUUAUCAUCAUGGGAGAAACAGGCUGCGGGAAAACCAGGCUCAUUAAAUUCCUUAGUGAUCUGCGGCGUUGUGGUGCCCAGGCUAAGACCAUGAAGUUGGUCAAGGUUCAUGGAGGAACAAUUGCAGCCAUGAUCCACUCCAAAGUCGUGGAGGCUGAGAAAACUGCCUUAUCCAAUAAGGACCAACACCAGUUGGACACUAUCUUGUUCUUUGACGAAGCCAACACAACAGAAGCCAUAAGCUAUAUUAAGGAAGUCUUGUGUGACCAGACCGUGGAUGGCCAGCCACUGGAGGAGGGCUCAGGCUUGCACAUCAUAGCUGCCUGCAACCCUUACAGGAAGCACUCUCAGGAGACCAUCUGCCGUUUGGAGUCAGCUGGUUUGGGGUACAGGGUCAGUGCAGAGGAAACAGCAGACAGGCUGGGCUCCAUUCCCCUCAGGCAGCUGGUGUACCGUGUCCAUGCCCUGCCCCCGAGCCUGAUUCCUCUGGUGUGGGACUUUGGGCAACUGAAUGACACUGCUGAAAAGCUCUACAUCCAGCAGAUUGUUCAGAGACUGGUGGACCACGUCAGGAUCAACAAGGAGGAGACUCGUGUGAUCACGGAAGUGCUCUCUGCCUCCCAGAGGUUCAUGAGGAACACUAAAAGUGAGUGCAGUUUCGUCAGCCUCCGGGAUGUGGAGCGCUGUGUGAAGGUGUUCACAUGGUUUCAUGGCCGCAGCGAGAUGCUCUUGGUGAAGCUAAACACCUUUCUCUGUGAGACCAGUGUCAGCAAAAAUAACUUCAGGAGAGACUCCGUCCUCUGGUCCCUGGUGAUGGCUGUGGGGGUCUGUUACCACACCUCCCUAAAGGAGAAGGAGUCCUACCGCAGAGCCAUUUGCCGGUAUUUUCCAGAACCAUAUGACAACAGGGUCAUCCUGGACGAGAUCACACACGCACAGGAUCUUUUCCUGAGUGGGGUGCCUCUGAGGAAAACCAUAGCCAGGAACUUGGCUCUGAAGGAGAACGUCUUCAUGAUGAUCAUCUGCAUUGAGCUGAAGAUACCCCUCUUGGUGGGAAAGCCCAGAACCUCCAAAUCUCUCACCAAGACCAUAGUGGCAGAUGCCAUGCAGGGCCAGGCCGCACACUCCACUCUCUUCCGCAGCCUGAAGCAAGUCCACCUGGUGUCAUUCCAGUGUAGCCCCCACUGCACCCCACAGGGCAUCAUAAACACCUUUAAGCAGUGUGCUCGCUUCCAGCAGGGGAAGGACCUGCAGAAGUACGUGUCUGUGGUGGUGUUGGAUGAGGUUGGCUUGGCAGAAGAUUCCCCCAAAAUACCCCUGAAGGCUCUGUACCCACUGCUGGUACCCACUGCUGAAGCAGUAGCUGAGUUCUCCACAUUCUUCCCUCCUGAAAUGUAG
Messenger RNA from Marmota flaviventris (yellow-bellied marmot), 7513 nucleotides. The record is from RefSeq and is a predicted model, not a curated record. NCBI's taxonomy places the organism in Eukaryota, Metazoa, Chordata, Mammalia, Rodentia, Sciuridae.